ACGGGCGCGCUCUCCAGCCUGACGGUGGGCCCCCUCCCUCCUCCGCUUCCCGCCAGGCCCAGUUCAAUCUGAUGAGCAGCACCAUGGACCAGAUGAGCGGCCGCGCAGCCCCGGCCAGCCCCUACCCCGCGGAGCACGCGGCCAGCGUGCCCACCCACUCCCCGUACGCGCAGCCCAGCUCCACCUUCGACACCAUGUCGCCCGCGCCCGUCAUCCCCUCCAACGCCGACUACCCCGGCCCCCACCACUUCGACGUCACCUUCCAGCAGUCCAGCACCGCCAAGUCCGCCACCUGGACCUACUCGCCGCUGCUGAAGAAGCUGUACUGCCAGAUCGCCAAGACGUGCCCCAUCCAGAUCCAGGUGUCCUCGCCGCCGCCGCCGGGCACCACCGUGCGCGCCAUGCCCGUCUACAAGAAGGCGGAGCACGUGACCGAGGUCGUGAAGCGCUGCCCCAACCAUGAGCUCGGGCGGGAUUUUAACGAGGGACAGUCUGCCCCCGCCAGCCACCUCAUCCGCGUGGAGGGCAACAACCUCUCGCAGUACGUGGAAGACCCUGUCACGGGCAGGCAGAGCGUCGUGGUGCCCUACGAGCCCCCCCAGGUGGGGACGGAGUUCACCACCAUCCUGUACAACUUCAUGUGCAACAGCAGCUGCGUGGGGGGCAUGAACCGCAGGCCGAUCCUCGUCAUCAUCACCCUGGAGAACCGCGAUGGCCAGGUGCUGGGCCGCCGGUCCUUCGAGGGCCGCAUCUGUGCGUGUCCCGGCCGAGACCGCAAGGCCGACGAGGACCACUACCGGGAGCAGCAGGCCCUGAACGAGAGCGCGGCCAAGAGCGGGGCCGCCAGCAAGCGCGCCUUCAAGCAGAGCCCCUCUGCCGUCCCCGCCCUGGGCACGGGCGCGAAGAAGAGGCGGCACGGGGAUGAGGACAUGUACUACAUGCACGUGCGGGGCCGGGAGAACUUCGAGAUCCUGAUGAAGGUGAAGGAGAGCCUGGAGCUGAUGGAGCUGGUGCCCCAGCAGGUGGUGGACUCCUACCGGCAGCAGCAGCAGCUCCUGCAGCGGCCGAGCCACCUGCAGCCUCCCUCCUACGGGCCGGUCCUCUCGCCCGUGAACAAACCCCACGGGGGCGUCAGCAAGCUGCCCUCCGUCAACCAGCUGGUGGGCCAGCCGCCCCCGCACAGCUCUGCGGCCGGGCCCAACCUGGGGCCCAUGGGCCCCGGGAUCCUCAACAGCCACGGCCACGCCCUGCCGGCCAACGGCGAGAUGAACGGCAGCCACGGCUCCCAGCCCAUGGUCUCCGGGUCCCACUGCACCCCGCCUCCCUCCUACCACGCCGACCCCAGCCUGGUCAGUUUUCUCACAGGCCUGGGCUGUCCCAACUGCAUCGAGCGUUUCACCUCCCACGGCGUGCACAGCAUCUACCAGCUGCAGAACCUGACGCUGGAGGAACUGGGCGCCCUGGAGAUCCCGGAGCAGUUCCGGCUGACCAUCUGGAGGGGCCUGCAGGACCUGAAGCAGAGCCACGACUGCGGGGCGCAGCCGCUGAUCCGCUCCAGCAGCAACGCGGCCGCCUUCGCCCUCGGCGGCGCCGGGGAGCUGCCGCGCCAGCGCGUCAUGGAGGCGGUGCACUUCCGCGUGCGCCACACCAUCACCAUCCCCAACCGCGGCCCCGGCGCGGGCGCGGCGCCCGACGAGUGGGCGGACUUCGGCUUCGACCUCCCGGACUGCAAGGCGCGGAGACAGUCCAUCAAGGAGGAGCUCGCGGAGGCGGAGGCCAACUGACCGGCGAGGGCGCGCGGCCGGGGCCCGCGGAGAGCGCGCUGGGGCCUCUGCGGACCGAGGCAGAGGAGCCUGGCUUCGUCUCCUCCUUCUGCUCAAAAUUUGCCCCGGGAGGCCGGACCUGGGGCCGGGCCCGGGACAAA
Myotis daubentonii (Daubenton's bat) is the source of this 1924-nucleotide messenger RNA. RefSeq names its product tumor protein p73 (gene TP73). Gene Ontology annotation, molecular function: protein binding; DNA-binding transcription factor activity, RNA polymerase II-specific; RNA polymerase II cis-regulatory region sequence-specific DNA binding. Gene Ontology annotation, cellular component: nucleus. Lineage: Eukaryota; Metazoa; Chordata; Mammalia; Chiroptera; Vespertilionidae. The record is from RefSeq and is a predicted model, not a curated record. Gene Ontology annotation, biological process: regulation of transcription by RNA polymerase II; protein tetramerization; apoptotic process.